GCUCAACCCCGGAAGAGGCUAUUACCUGCUACGGCGAUAGGUCACCGCUCUGACUGCCAGCCUGUACAUCGAGACUCGAGAAGUUCUCCGUGCGGGAAAGGGCGCUCGCAUGCAAGUCAAACGGCUCCGGGUUUGCUUCUGGCAUGAUCGGCGGAAAGCCGGGACUGAGGAACGACGUUCACAUCUUGCUGUUGCAUCAGGUCUCGACUUGCUACUAGUAAUAAUGGAGAAGAUGUGGACUGCUGGGCGAAGAGGAAGAGUUCACCGUCGAUCAGACCGACUUGUGCAUACUGGAUUCUUGUGGGACGCCGCAGCCAACGGCCGGCGGCGGGCGAGACUGAGACGCUCGGUGAUGGAGAAGAAAAAGGUUAACACAGUUGGGGUUCAGAGCGCCUUCUAUCGAGACAGAUGGCGGUGUUGGUGGCGGCGCAUGUGUGACGGGCGAGGAGAGUUGGGGAGUUCAUGGUGGCGGCCGGGGACGAAGAUCCAUCCUGGCGUGGCUCAAGAAAAUGUGGUGGCAAAAAACAGACUCCUGGGGGGUUCUUGCGGGUUGCUUUUGCACCCAUGGGCUUGCAAUUCUGGGAUUGGACAUAUGUUUUGGUUAUUUGCCGUUAAAGUCUGACCGACUUCAAGGAUCACUGGCAUCCGGUUUUGAUGGCUGACAGACAGGUUCACCGACGAGAGAGUAGCAAGGCUGUUGGGAGCGACUCUUGUAGAGACACCCGGUACGUUUCGGCUUCA
Molecule: messenger RNA, 741 nt
Organism: Baudoinia panamericana UAMH 10762
Lineage: Eukaryota; Fungi; Ascomycota; Dothideomycetes; Mycosphaerellales; Teratosphaeriaceae
Exons: 2
Coding region: 110-622 (170 amino acids)
Source: RefSeq, a predicted model, not a curated record